Messenger RNA from Protopolystoma xenopodis, 519 nucleotides. The record is from the annotation of a GenBank genome assembly. Lineage: Eukaryota; Metazoa; Platyhelminthes; Monogenea; Polystomatidea; Polystomatidae.
CCAACUAGUUUUUCAUUCGUCACUGAGGAGACCUCUCCGACAGCCAAAACGCCCACGGCACCUGGCUUCCCGAACCCGACAUCUCUAAUCUCGCUUUCUGAGCAGAAUAGCUUUACUUCCUCAGGACUUGUGACUGUGCGGCCCUCGAUUGAGGAACAUCUCUUUGCAGCUCCCUCCUCUUCCACGUCCAUUAUCAAUGGCUCUCCGGCCACUGCCCAUAACACCACUUCACGUGUUUCAAUUCACCAGCAUUAUCAACCACUCCACUCUUCUCCCUCAUCCUUCAACUCCUCCUCGGCCUCUGGGGAGCACCUUGGCCGGUCGGGUGCUUACCUGUCUCCUACCGACUUUUUUGCAAACUCUUCGGUUUUGCCGACACUGGAGGCAGUGGGUCAUAUGCCGGCGGUGACGCUUGCGAUGACCGGGCUGGAUCUUUCAGACGCACCCACCAGAGAGCCUACCAACUGCACCACAGCUGUCGACGACUUCGGCUAUUCCGGUAGGGCAAGUUUGGCCUGA